This is a messenger RNA of Morone saxatilis (striped sea-bass), 2800 nucleotides long. RefSeq names its product peroxisome proliferator-activated receptor gamma (gene pparg). The transcript is spliced from 9 exons. Gene Ontology annotation, biological process: negative regulation of inflammatory response; regulation of lipid metabolic process; cell differentiation. Bases 79 to 1704 code for a protein of 541 amino acids. Gene Ontology annotation, molecular function: nuclear receptor activity; RNA polymerase II cis-regulatory region sequence-specific DNA binding; zinc ion binding. The record is from RefSeq and is a predicted model, not a curated record. NCBI's taxonomy places the organism in Eukaryota, Metazoa, Chordata, Actinopteri, Moronidae. Gene Ontology annotation, cellular component: nucleus.
ACAGGACUGACAACUGGCACACAGUCAGGUGUUGGUCCAUAGUGUGUCUGCGGGCCACAGGGUGAGUGUGAGUUUGACAUGCAAACACCAGGCAGAGAUUUUAACCAUCAAAGUGAUCACAACUUCUCAGUAGACAUGGUGGACACCCAGCAGCUCCUAGCCUGGCCUGUCGGUUUUAGUCUGAACGCCGUGGACUUGUCAGAGCUGGACGACAGCUCCCACUCCCUCGACAUGAAGCAUUUGUCCACGUUGGACUACGCCUCCAUCUCCUCCUCCUCCAUCCCGUCCUCCUUGUCUCCCUCGCUUGUAUCCUGCAUCUCCCCUGCCGGUGUGGCCUAUGACCCCAGCCCAACGCAGAGCGAAGAACACCUGACCAACAUGGACUACACAAACAUGCACAGCUACAGGACGGAGCAGGACAUGCACAACUCGAUCAAGCUGGAGCCGGAGUCACCUCCACAGUUUUCUGACUGUCCCGUGUUCUCCAAGCACCAGGACGAUACGUCAGCGACAGCACUGAACAUCGAGUGUCGCGUGUGUGGAGACAAAGCCUCUGGGUUUCACUACGGUGUCCAUGCCUGUGAGGGCUGUAAGGGUUUCUUCAGACGCACAAUCAGGUUAAAGUUGGUGUACGAUCACUGCGAUCUUCACUGUCGCAUUCACAAGAAGUCCCGCAACAAAUGCCAAUACUGCCGCUUCCAGAAGUGCCUCAAUGUAGGCAUGUCACACAACGCCAUUCGUUUUGGCCGGAUGCCCCAGGCAGAGAAGGAGAAACUGCUGGCUGAGUUCUCGUCUGACAUGGAGCACAUGCACCCGGAGGCAGCAGAUCUAAGGGCUCUGUCCCGGCAUCUGUACGAGGCCUAUCUGAAAUACUUCCCCCUCACCAAGGCCAAGGCCAGGGCCAUCCUCUCUGGGAAGACCGGAGAUAAUGCACCAUUUGUCAUCCAUGACAUGAAGUCUCUAAUGGAAGGAGAGCAGUUUAUUAAUUGUAAGCAGAUACCCACCCAGGAGCACCAGCCGCAGACGUCUGCCCUAUCAGUCGGACAUGGAGGUCUCAUGGGAGCUCACCUGGGGUCAGAGUGUAACAUUUUGGAUGCUGUGGAGCUGCGUUUCUUCCAUAGCUGUCAGUCACGUUCGGCUGAAGCAGUGAGAGAAGUGACAGAGUUCGCCAAGAGUAUACCAGGAUUCAUCAACCUGGAUCUAAAUGAUCAGGUAACUUUGCUGAAGUAUGGUGUGAUUGAGGUCUUAAUUAUCAUGAUGGCGCCUCUGAUGAACAAAGACGGAACCCUCAUCGCCUACGGACAGAUCUUCAUGACGCGGGAGUUCCUCAAGAGUCUCAGGAAACCCUUUUGUCAAAUGAUGGAACCAAAGUUUGAGUUCUCAGUCAAGUUCAAUACGCUGGAACUGGACGACAGCGACAUGGCGCUGUUUCUGGCUGUCAUUAUCCUUAGCGGGGACCGUCCAGGCCUACUGAACGUGAAGCCCAUUGAACAGCUUCAGGAGACGGUUCUUCAUGCGCUGGAGCUGCAGCUGAAACUAAACCACCCAGACUCUCUGCAACUGUUUGCCAAGCUGCUACAGAAAAUGACCGACCUGCGUCAGAUCGUCACCGACCACGUCCACCUCAUCCAGCUGCUGAAGAAGACGGAGGUGGACAUGUGCUUACACCCACUGCUGCAGGAGAUCAUGAAGGACUUGUAUUAGAACUUAACAGGAGAAAAGGACAAGUAAAGAAAAGUUGAAAGAGAGAAUAAAGAGAUUUUAUUUUUGAAAUCAUGACUUUGAAAAUUAGAAAAGUAAGCACUUUGUGCUGCGGUUGUGUGGAAAAAAAAGGGAGGUAGCCAGACAGGCUGACUGAAAAUGAGAAAGAGAUGGGGAGGAACAGGAAAAGAGAAAUCAAGGAAAGAAAGACAGAAUGUGAGUGUUAGAUCUUGUCUAGACAGCAGCAUGUGAAUAACUUGUGAUGCACAGUCAUUAAGCCACUGCUGAGGCUGGCCAUUUUGUGAAUGAGUAGGCUGCCACUUAAUAUGAAACUACCACCUAUGGCACCAAUCAGCACGAGUGUCUAUGACUAACUGAAAGAGAGGGGACUUUCUUAUUGGCAAGAUGAAGCUUAAAAUCGUGAGCGCUCAACACAGUGAGCUUCAUGUGCCAUGAGGAGAAAUAUAUUACUGUGAAUAUUUUACGCCAUGUGUCUCACAGUACAGUAUGUGUUGUUCAUGUGCAGCUUAUCUACACGUUGCGUUACAACCGUCAUAGGCAGCAGCAUAUCUUUGUGAACACGCACAAAUGCAUGAAUACACAACACACACACACACACACCACACACACACACAACAAUGAACAUUUUCUGUUUUGGCAUCAGGGUGAAGGUGCUAUCUCUUUUUAAUCAGCUUUAGCCAAAGUCAGAAAUCAGAUUAUUGCCUGUAGCAUAUUUUAGUGUCAGUCACCUGCAGAAACUGUGAGAAAGUGUGAAGCCAGCAAAAGGCACAUUACCAUGAAGAUGUCAGCUCUUUGUUGAAAAUGAAACAGUAUAUGCCAUAUUGUGCCUUUAAGAGCUGAUAUUUUUUUUUUUUGUGGAAUUAAUGCCAUUUAAAAAACCUUAAAUAUAUUACACAUGUAUAAUAUAUAUUCAUAUAUAUUAUUUUUAUAUGGAUAUAUGGCUUUCAGCCUUAGUUUUAUUUCAAAUUCUUAAAAAGUAGCUGCAUUUUACUAUGAAAUUAUUGUGUAUAUAUGCAAAGUGUGAUCUGUCUGAUCAAUCAGAUGGGGGUUUUGGGAGGGCACGGGGGCGUCUGUCAAA